Molecule: messenger RNA, 1752 nt
Organism: Tinamus guttatus (white-throated tinamou)
Lineage: Eukaryota; Metazoa; Chordata; Aves; Tinamiformes; Tinamidae
Source: RefSeq, a predicted model, not a curated record
CUUAUGGCAAAGGAGCCGUCGCACUGGGCCUGGCUGCGGGAGCGGCCCCGGCACCACAGCGGAGCCACCCGGAAUUACCUGCGGGAUGAGCGGGAGCUGCUGCCCCGCGGCCCCGGCGUCACCCCCCCGGGCUGUGCCCUGUGUCACCUUCCCGCGGGGGACAACGACGGUGACGAUGAGGACGGCGCCGCGCCGGCCACCGCCCCGUCGCUCCUCAUCCUCCCGCUCCCGCGGGAGCCGGACGCCGAGCGCCAGGGCCCCGUCCUGGCCUGGCCCUCCCCCAACAGCCACGGGAAUGGCGUGGGAUCGUCUCGGGAUUCCCGAUGGCGGGAUGCUUUGGGUCGUUUUUCCCAUUAUCCGUGUGUUUCUGCCCGCCAGGAGCUGUGUCCCAACCCCCGGUUCAUUGUGGACGGAGCCACGCGCACCGACAUCUGCCAGGGAGCGCUGGGCGACUGUUGGCUCCUGGCCGCCAUCGCGUCGCUGACGCUCAACGACACCAUCCUGCACCGCGUGGUCCCGCACGGACAGAGCUUCCAGCAGGGAUACGCCGGCAUCUUCCACUUCCAGAUCUGGCAGUUCGGAGAGUGGCUGGACGUGGUGGUGGACGACUACCUGCCCACCAAGGACGGGAAGCUGCUCUUCGUGCACUCGGCCGAGGGCUCCGAGGUCUGGAGCGCGCUGGGGGCCUGGAGCGACAACUCGUCCGAGUGGAACGCGGUGGAGCCGGCGCUGCGGCAGCAGCUCAUGGUGAAGAUGGAGGACGGCGAGUUCUGUUUUUCCCUUUUUUUUUCCCCAGCCACCUUCUGGAUCAACCCGCAGUUCAAAAUCCACCUGGAAGAGGUGGAUGAUGACGGCGAUUCCGGGCGCGAGCCCGGCUGCAGCUUCCUGCUGGCGCUGAUGCAGAAGCACCGGCGCCGGGAACGCCGCUACGGAAAGGACAUGGAAACCAUCGGAUUCGCCGUGUAUGAGGUACCCUCCGGAGCCAUGUCCGGUGGGACCGUGCGGAACCUCCGCUCCGCUCCAACUGCUCCUCCUUCUCUCCGCAGGUUCCCCCGGAGGUGGGUACGAAAUUCCCCGCCGGCCUUCGGCGAGGACAUGGAGAUCAGCGUGAAGGAGCUGCAGACCAUCCUCAACAGAAUCAUUGCGAAACAUAAAGACCUCCGGACCAAAGGGUUCAGCGUGGAGUCGUGCCGGAGCAUGGUCAACCUCAUGGAUAAAGACGGAAACGGGAAGCUGGGGCUGGUGGAGUUCAACGUCCUCUGGAACCGGAUCCGGAAUUACCUGGCCAUUUUCCGCAAGUUCGACCUGGACAAAUCGGGAAGCAUGAGCGCCUACGAGAUGCGGCUGGCGCUGGAGUCUGCAGGCUUUAAAUUGAACAAGAAGCUCCACGAGUUGAUCAUCACCCGCUACGCCGAGCCCGACCUGGCCCUCGACUUCGACAGCUUCGUCUGCUGCUUGGUCCGCCUGGAAACCAUGUUCCGGUUUUUCCAAGCGCUGGACGGGGACAAGGACGGCGUCGUCACCUUCGACUUGCUCAAGGUACCGGGGGCCGCGGCGGCGGCUCCGGCUCCCCUCCGGCUCUUCCCGGCUCCGGGGGGGCCCCUGAGCUCCAGCUACAAGUUCAUGUUCCAGAAGCCGCUGGAUAUCCGGGAAGCGCUGGCCUGGAGGGUGUCGGAGCUGGGCGAGACCCUGCGGAAGCUCCACGGGCUGCAGGAGCUGGCGCCGGCCGCGCGCCCCGCGCAGGACAGGUGA